Molecule: messenger RNA, 12477 nt
Organism: Naegleria lovaniensis
Lineage: Eukaryota; Heterolobosea; Eutetramitea; Acrasida; Naegleriidae
Exons: 8
Coding region: 1-12477 (4158 amino acids)
Biological process (GO): microtubule-based movement
Cellular component (GO): dynein complex
Molecular function (GO): ATP binding; minus-end-directed microtubule motor activity; dynein intermediate chain binding
Source: RefSeq, a predicted model, not a curated record
AUGUCUGAACAACAUCAUCAACAACCACCCUCUGGAUCGUUGGAUGGAGGAAAUUCCAAUCCGUUCAGGGAACGUUUGAACGUUUCAGAAAGUAUCACUCUGCCAGUGCUCCGGAAUCGUUGGGACUGGACAGAAUGGAGCACAAAGAAGAGAGAAACCAGCACAACAACCAUCAACAAAAGAGCCUCCAGUCAUCAAGAAAAAUCAUUCCGAAAGAAUGUCCAGGAGGCUGAGAGACCACCAAAGCAAGCAAAGCACUCUGUCAAUGUAAACAAGUUAUCCGAGUUGACGUUGUUAAGUGCAAGUGCUAGAAUCGGAGCAUUGAAACCGAUACAAAUGGAGGACGAAGUAUCAUACCAUGAUGAUGACACACGCAAACAUUAUCCUAGGCUAUUACUUGUAACAAAAGAGUUUUCUGACGAAGAAAAAGAUAUUAUCAUGAGCGGACAACCAAUCGAAAGCAAAAGUAAAUUCUUACCUCUAGAAGUAUUUGACGAUUUUGACACAUUCGAAAGAUUUUCAAACGAGGAACUACUGUCAAACAAGCACGCUACAUUUUCCAAAUAUUAUACAGGAUCCAAAGAUGAAGCCUAUCGAUGGGCACCUUGUAGAAUAGUGGCAUUUAACGAACAAGAUAACAAAUUCCUCAUUGAAUGGAUUUCAGAAAAUUCUUCUGAUGAGGACUCAACAAAUAAUGUAAAAAGUCAAGAAGAGAAGAAGCGCAAGUGGGUAACUCGACUCAAUCUAUUUGUAGAAUCUGAUGAUGUUUUUGAGCUUCGAGUCAGAUGUGCUCAAAUGAGACGUAAAAAGUUUGAAGAACGGAUGUAUUACUACUUGCAAAUUGAUAAGGCUAUUGACGACGAUUUAGUAGAUAUUUCUCCCUUUGAAAAGCAAAUCUAUGAAAAAGUGCUUAAAUUGGUCGCUAACGAUUCACAAUUUCUCACUAGGCAUGUACCCGUGAUUGAGAACUAUGUCAACGAAGCAAAAGAGCAUUACAAGUCUUCAAUCAAGGAAGGCAUUUUUUUGUACUAUCUCAACAGCAAGGAAGAAUAUGAAAAAUAUCAGAAAUAUUUAUGGUGCAAGGAUGAGCUCAAAAAGAAUAAUGCUAAAGCUCCACAUCUUGGAGUUGUUGAGGUUCCAAAGUAUAACUACAAUGAGCUUCAUGCAAUUAUUGAGCAAAAUAUAUUUUAUACCAAUCCAGAUCUGGUUGAGGCUCUUCAUAACAUUCACACACAACUUUAUUUAUUAAUCAGCAGCUUGCAGGAAGACGGAAAAUCCAUGGAUUUAGUCAUGACUGAAAAAUUUGAAACACCAAUUGAUUUAACCGCUUUUUUGACUAUUCAAACCGAAACGCUCUCUAACUCAAUGAAGAGAAUUCGAGAGGAUUGGUGUCAAAAAGUAACAUCUAUUGUACAGAACGAUUUAGAUGGCUUUUUCCAUUUCUUCGAGGACGACAUGGAACGUUUUGAGUCUUCUCGUAUGAAAAAAUUUUUGAGAUUGACCAAUAUUGUGCUCUCUGUCCAGCUGAGAGAUUAUGUUUUUGACGAGCUUCAAAAAUUACAUGAUUUCAUAUAUCCCUAUCAUGCAAGAGAAUGUAAACAUUUUGAUGCGAAUGAGGUCACUGGCUUUGAACCACUCUUCACCAUAAAGAUAAUUGAGCAAGAACACAAUGGUGGCUAUAGCAUUGCAUUUAGCCCAUCUCUGGAACAGAUUUUAGAAGGAGUUCGACAAGUAUUCUUUGGGGUGUUGGAAGAGACCAACUUUGUAAACGGAAUUGGUGAAAAUCUUUUCCCUCUUCUUACUCUCAGCUCUGAGCAAUAUUCUAUCAAUAACCUUCAAUUGAAGUCAGAAGAGCAAACUCAAAAUUUAUGGAAGGACAUUGAAGAAGUGGUUAUUUCGAACUUUACUGAACCAGAGCUGUUGAUCAACCUCUACAAGAAUUACGAAUACUGCUUAACACUUGAUCCCGUAAUAUUUGCACAAAACUUCUUUAAUGAGAGGUUUGGAAAGAUGGACAUCCCUACUCUGUUAGCCCAGUUUAGAGAUGAAUUGAAUAGACUCAAACAAGCAUCUCAAGAAGUUUUCGACAUUUCAACAGAUUAUGUCAACUUUAAUUUACUUCGAAUUGAUUGUACAGAAAUUAAGGAAGCACUAUUUAAUAGAACUGACGGAGCAGCAAAAGAAUUGAUGAAACUAAUUUCAAAAUGGGGAACUGAAGAAAGUCACAGAAUAUCUCUGGCGUUUAAGGCUGUCUACGAAAAAGUUCAAAUGAUUCCCCAAACAGCAGAAGAGUUGGACGAUCUUAAAAAGUACCUACUUGACUGUACAAAAGAAAUUGAACGUCUGCAGAGCCAAUUUGCCACUGUUAAAUCCAGUUUUGGGCUCUUAUCAGAUUUUACUUUUAACCUUGAAAGCGAAGACUUUUCGUCAUAUGUAGACACUCAUUCUUGGCCCAAGAAAGUCUAUAGUCUACUUGAAGACAGUACUAUUCGAUUGGAAGAGGACAAGAGAAAGUUCAUGGAUGAACUGCAAAGAGAUAUCAAUACUUUGAUUCAUAACUUUGAUAUUUACGAAAAAGAAAUUGAAACAUUUGCUUCAUUCAACGACUUGGACAAGACAGAUGAAUAUCAUGAAAAGAUCAAGCAAAUGGAAGCCAAACUUGAGGAGGCCAAGAAAAAUGCUGAUCUCUAUAACAAUCGUGAGCGAAUGUUCAACAUGAAUACUACCGAGUUCACCAAACUAAAGGAUAUCGAAAAGCUCUUUAAACCAUACUUUGACCUUUGGACAGUUGCUUUUGAAAAAGCUCAAAACUUCCCCAAGUGGAACGAAGGAACGUUUAUGCUUUUGGACGCUAAUUAUAUUGAAGAAUGUUUGAACAUGUGGACAACCAAUUUAAGAAAUUUAGAAAAGAUAUUACUGCCAAAGGAUGAGACAGCCAAGGAAAUUACCAAGCAGGUUAAGAAGGAGGUGUCCGAAUUCAAGAAACACAUGCCCUUGAUUAAAGCAUUAAGAAAUGAUGGACUCAGACAAAGACACUGGCAAAAGAUUGCCAAGUUACCAGUGGAAUUCGGUAAAUCAUCAGCUCCUCUCGAUAUUGAAAGUAUCAACAUUAUGAACUUGGGAGAUUUCACAAAACUAGGUUUUGAAGAGAGAAACAUUUUGGAAAGAAUUAUUGAGAUUUCUGAUAUCGCCAGUAAGGAAGCAGUAAUUUCUCGUAAUCUUGAAAAGAUGUAUGCUGCUUGGAGAAAUGUCAACUUCCAUUUGGAAAAGUAUGGAGCUACGUACAAGCUUGUCGAAUUAGAUGAACUACAAGUGCUGCUUGACGAACAAAUUGCCAUUACUCAAAGCAUGCGUGCUUCACCCUAUGUCAAAGAACUUGAAGCUGAAGUGAUGGCAUGGGAAAACAAACUCAUUGAAAGACAAGACAUUAUGGUAGAAUGGAUCAAAUGUCAAGUUGCUUACUUGUAUUUGGAACCAAUUUUCAGUUCUCAUGACAUUUCAGCCCAGCUUCCUGAUGAAGCAACCAAAUUUGCCAUGGUCGACAAGAUGUGGAAGAAUGUUAUGGACAAUGCAUACAAAACCAAGGUUGUUGCACAGGUUGUUUCCGAUGAAAAUAUGAUCGAUAACUUUCAGACUGCCAACAAGAGACUGGACCAAAUUCAUUUUGGUCUAAAGCAAUACUUGGAGACCAAGAGAAGAGCAUUUCCAAGAUUUUAUUUCCUGUCCGAUGAUGAGCUUCUUGAAAUUCUCUCAGAGACAAAGGACCCACUUCGAGUACAACCGCAUUUGAAGAAAUGUUUUGAAGGCAUUGACAAGCUCGAGUUUGAUAAGGAAGGAAAAAUUGUUGCCAUGUUGAGUAAACAAGGAGAAAGAAUUGCCUUCACGAAACCUGUGAUACCAGCUGAGAAGAAUGGUAGAGUGGAAUUAUGGCUUUUGGAAAUUGAAAGUGAAAUGAAAGUAGCUCUCAGACAUGUCAUUGAACAAUCCAUCAAUGCCUAUAGCGCUAUCGCUGGUAAUAUUGAUAAGAGAGGGCAAUGGAUUUUGAAUUGGCCAGAAGUUGAAGAGUCGAUCAAUGUGCAAGGCGUCAAGGGAGUACAAAGAUACUACUCUAAAAUGACAAAGCAACAAAAGGCUCUUAUCGAAUUAGUGAGAGGCGAGAAUUUGUCGCUUUUGCAAAGUAUCACAUUGGGUGCAAUGGUUGUGAUCGACGUUCAUGCAAGAGACGUCGUUGCUGGACUUGUAAAGGAAGAAGUGAGUGAUAUUUCUGACUUUGAGUGGCAAAGUCAACUACGAUACUAUUGGGAAGACACCAAAGAUAUCAAUGGCAAAAAUCAAUUCCAAGUUAUUGUCAGACAAAUUACAUCCGUACUAAAUUACGGCUAUGAAUACUUGGGUAAUCAAGGAAGACUUGUGAUUACUCCUCUCACAGACAGAUGUUACAGAACUUUGACUGGUGCUCUACAACUAUACAAGGGAGGUGCUCCAGAAGGUCCUGCAGGUACAGGUAAAACAGAAACUACCAAAGACCUUGCUAAGGCCAUUGCCAAACACUGUAUUGUAUACAAUUGUUCAGAUACAUUGACCUAUGAAUCAAUGGCACAAUUCUUCAGAGGUCUAGCCUCAAGUGGUGCUUGGUCAUGUUUUGACGAAUUUAACAGAAUUGAAUUGGCUGUACUUUCUGUAGUUGCUCAACAAAUUCAAACAAUUCAAAUUGCUGUUGCGAGUAGAGCCACCAGAUUCUUCUUUGAGAACAUGGAGAUUAAUAUGAAUCCUACCUGUGCAAUCUUUAUCACAAUGAAUCCUGGUUAUGCUGGUAGAUCUGAACUACCUGACAACUUGAAAGCAUUAUUCCGCCCUGUAGCAAUGAUGGUCCCUGACUAUGCCUUAAUUGCUGAAAUUUCCCUGUUUUCUUAUGGUUUCUUGGACGGCCGUAAACUUGCUAAAAAGAUUGUUACUACUUACAAACUUUGCAGUGAAUUACUUUCAUCACAAGAUCACUAUGAUUAUGGUAUGAGAGCUGUUAAAGCUGUACUUGUUCGAGCUGGUUCUCUCAAGAGACAGUAUCCUAAUAUUAAUGAGGAGCAGCUCAUGUUGAGAGCCCUAAACGAUGUUAACCUUCCAAAGUUUAUUUCUGCGGAUAUUCCUCUAUUCAAUGGUAUCAUUACUGACUUGUUCCCAUCCAUUCAACACCAAAAGGUUGACUAUUCUGAACUGGAAAAGAAUAUCAAACUUACAUGUUCAGAAAUGAAUUUACAACCUGUCCCUUAUUUCAUUGAGAAAAUAAUUCAACUUUAUGAAAUGAUUAUUGUGAGACACGGUUUAAUGUUGGUUGGCGUACCUCUCUCUGGUAAGACAAAGGCAUACAUUGUGUUAAAGGCAGCCCUUGAAAAAAUGGGUGAAAAGAUUCAUGUAAAAGUACUGUCUCCAAAAGCUGUAACACUUGGUCAAUUGUACGGGUACAGAGAUACCAAAACUAAAGACUGGAAGCAUGGGGUGUUGGCUAUCCAAUUUGAAGACUUGAGCUCACUAGCCGAAAAUGACAGAAAAUGGCUCAUGUGUGACGGUCCAGUAGAUGCUAUUUGGAUUGAAUCAAUGAACACUGUGUUGGACGACAAUAAGAAAUUGUGUUUAACUUCUGGACAAAUUAUUAAGAUGGGAGAAAAUAUGAACAUGAUGUUUGAAGUGCAAGACUUGGCUGCUGCCUCUCCUGCUACAGUUUCCAGAUGCGGUAUGGUUUACAUGGAAGCUGAAAAAAUAGGAUCUUGGGAACCCUUCUUGCAAAGUUGGCUAACGAGUGCAGAAUUCCCUGCUCCUUUGAGAGAAUCUAAAGACUUUAACGAAGUGGAAGAAUGUCUGCGUACUCUCUUCUCAACAUUUAUUCCAGCCAUCAUGAAAAUGUUUAAGAUGUACCACAGCUCAUCUGCAUACAUUAGAGUGAGAAGCGACUCAAUGCUUGUGGUUUCUCUUAUCAACAUCAUGCAAAGCUUGAUGGAUGAAUUUGCAGAUCCAAAACAAAUUGCAUCGAUCAAUAAUAAGGAUAAGAUAUUUAUUUUGGAGUGUUUGUUCCAAUUUGCCUUAAUUUGGUCUGUUGGUGUUGUAUGUGACGAUCGAGUGAAGUUUGAUCAGCACUAUAGAAAUAUUAUUGAAGAAAAGUCCAGAACAAAGGCAUUCAAAUUCCAACUUCCAAUUCCAGAGAAGCCCAAUACUCUUAUUUUCGAUUUUGUUUUCGACAAGAAGACCAGAAAAUGGAUUGAAUGGACAGCAUCUGAUUAUGCUCCAAAGACUACAAUCAAGCCAACUGAAGAGUUCAGAAAUAUCAUUGUUCCAACAAUGGAUACCAUUAGAUUCCAAUUCAUGCUUAAAACUCUUCUUGAUCACGGAAAACAACCUCUCUUUGUUGGUCCAACAGGAACAGGAAAAAGCGCUUACAUUAAGCAAUUUUUGCUCAAUAUUGAUAAUUAUUAUCCUGAAGAUCAAAAGUCUAACAUGCUUCCUGCUUUUAUUAACUUUAGUGCCACCACAACUCCAGGGCUCACGCAAGACAUUGUCGAAUCAAAACUUGGUAGAAGAAAACAAGGAUACAUUGGUCCACCCAUUGGUAAAAAGAUGGUCAUAUUUGUGGAUGAUUUGAACUUGCCAACUCUUGAUGAAUAUGGUGCUCAACCAACCAUAGAACUGCUUAGACAAUGGCAAGAUCAAGGUGGUUGGUAUGAAAAAUCAAGCAAAACAGCAGCAUUCACUCAUGUAGUGGAUGUGUUAUUCGUUUGUGCUAUGGGUCCAACUGGCGGUGGUAGAAAUGAAGUUUCGUCACGAUUCUUGAGACAUUUCAAUGUCAUUGGAUUGACAUCUUUUGAUAACCAAACAUUGACAACCAUCUUCUCAGAGGUCAUGGACUGGUUCGUUGCUUCGAACAACAUUUCUGUGAUCAGCAAGAUUCUUGCCAGACAAAUUGUACUUGGCUCUAUAAGUUUGUACAAUAAUGUAAUUGAACAAUUCAGACCAACUCCAGAAAAGUCUCACUAUACAUUCAACUUGAGAGACUUGUCAAAAGUCUUCCAAGGUAUUGUUGGAGUUGGAACCAAAUUGGAUGGAUCUCAACUUGACAAGGUUUCUCUCGUUAAAAUUUGGGCUCACGAAGCCAUCAGAGUUUUCCAUGACCGUCUAGUUAAUGACCAAGAUAGAGAAGCUUUCUUCCAAAUUCUUGAUAAGGAGUUACAAGUUGGAGAGAUUAAAUACAUUAUGGAAGAAACAACAUUUGACUAUAGAAGUACCUUGUACACUGCAUUAACAGAUGAAACUUGUGAAAAGUUUAAAGAAGUAACGCUCAACAAAUCAACAGACCCCAAUAUUACAGACAUUGGCAAGUUACAUAGCAUUUUGGCAUCAAAAUUGGAAGCAUACAAUGAAAUUCACAGCAAGAUGGACCUCGUUUUGUUCAACUUUGCCAUUGAACAUAUUGCCAGAGUAGUUAGAAUUAUCACUCAACCUGGAGGUAAUGCACUGUUGAUUGGUUAUCAAGAAUUCUUGGAAGACAUUAGCAGUAUUUUGAACACUGGUGAAAUUCCUAACUUGUUUGACAAGGAUGAGUACAAGGAUAUCUGUGAAAAUUUGAGAACUCAUGCAAGAAAUGAGGGCAGAGGUCAAACUCCUGAAGAACUCUACAAUUAUUUUGUUGACAGAUGUAAAGAGUGUCUGCACAUUGUGUUGUGUAUGAGUCCUGUAGGAGAUAGUUUAAGAAACUAUCUAAGAAUGUUCCCUUCACUCGUCAAUUGUUGCAAUAUUGAUUGGUUCAGUUCUUGGCCAGAUCAAGCGUUACAUGCUGUUGCAGAAAAGUUCAUUAAAAGUAUUGGUGAGACCAGCGAAGAGGAUACAGAAAAGGGAAUUUCUAUUCCAAAAGACGAGGUAUUCGAGAAGGACUUUGACAAGUACAUUGACUUGUGUGCCUACUUCCAUACGUCUGCAAUUGAACUUUCCAAGACCUUCUUGGAGAAGAUGAAGAGACAUAACUAUGUAACUCCAACCACAUAUUUGGAACUUUUGAGAAACUUUAAAGACUUGGUAAAAGAAAAACGAAAAGAGUUACAUACUCUUAGAGGAAAGUUCGAACUAGGUCUUCAAAGAAUUGCAGAAACGGAUAAGGAUGUUAACCAAAUGCAAAAAGAAUUGGAAAUUUUACAACCCAAUCUCAUUGAGCUAUCUAAACAAAAUGAAGAAUUAUCAAAGAAAAUUGAGAUUGAGUCGAUUAAUGCAAACGAAAAAGCAAAGAAGAUUGAGAUUGAGCAGGAAGAAAUUAACAAACAAGUGGCAAAGAACGAAGAGGAUAAAAUGUACUGCCAACAAGAGCUCGCUCAAGCUGAGCCAAUUUGGAUCGAAGCUCAACAGAAAGUUAAGGAAAUUACCACACAGCAAAUUGCAGAAGUAAGAGGUAUGCAAGCUCCACCUGAAGGUGUAAAAAUGGUGUUGAAAGCCAUCUGCAUCAUGAGAGGAGAGAAGGUCAAAACCAUUGAUGAUGGCCUUGGUAAUAAGACUAAAGACUGGUGGGGUGCUUCCAAAGAAAUGAUGGCCAAAAAGGGUUUCUUGAAUUAUAUCAAAAACUUUGAUAUGAAUUCUCUUACUGCAGAAAUUGUGCAAACGCUCUCACCAAUUUUAGCUGAAAUGGAUGUUGAGAAAAUCAAAAGAUCAAGUGCUGCUGCUUUUGCUUUGAAUGAAUUCUUAAACGCUCUCGUCAAGUACUAUAAGGUGAAUAGCGUCGUUGAACCAAAACGAAAAGCUCUCGCAGAAGCAGAGGAAAAAUGUGCUGAAGCAGCUAGAUAUUUACAAGAAAAGAAACGGGAACUUGCUGAGAUUCAAGAAAUGAUCGGUCAGAAAGAAGUUGAAAGAAAAGAGUGUGAAGCAAAGAAAAAUGAAUUAGAAACAGAAUAUCAAAUGGUCAGUGUCAAGUUGGAGAGAGCAACCAAGUUGAUUGGUUUGUUAGAAGGAGAAAAAAUCAGAUGGGAAGAAACAUUGGCACACAUUAUUGAACAACAAACAUGCACGAACGGUGACAUUUUGUUAGCUUCAGGAAUUCUUUCAUAUCUGGGCGCUUUCACAUCUGAAUACAGAAGAAAAAUUGUUAAGAAAUGGACUCAAAAGUUAACACAAUAUGAAUCAAUGGAAGUUAGAAAUUGGAUUAUCAAGGAAGGUCUUCCUUCUGACGACUUCUCUGUAGAGAACGCAACCAUUGUCAAGAGAACAACUGGAAGAUGGCCACUCUUUAUUGAUCCUCAAGGACAAGCCAUGAAUUGGAUCAAAGAAAAGGAGAAACAACAAAAGAAGGAUGCAGACUCUCUACUCGUGAUCCAAAUGACAAAUCCUUCCCUUAUUAAGAGUUUAGAAAAGGCCAUCACGCAAGGUACUACCACCAUUAUUGAAGGUGUGAGUGAAGAAUUGGAUCCAGCUCUUGAACCGCUACUGACACUUCGAACAUAUUAUAUUGGAGGCGUCAAGUAUAUCAAUUUGAGCGACACACCCACAAUUUAUAACGAUUCAUUCAAACUGUAUCUGGUUACAAGUCUUUCUAAUCCUCACUACCUUCCAGAAGUAUCUACUAAGGUACAAAUUAUUAACUUUAUGAUCACUCCGUAUGGUUUGGAAGAACAGUUGCUUGCAAUUGUUGUCAGAAUUGAAGAAAAGAAGUUGGAAACUGAAAAGAAUAACUUGGCUAUUCAAAAUGCCAAAUAUCAAGAACAGCUCAAGCAUUAUCAAGAUAAGAUUUUGCAACUACUUGUCGAAACAACAAAAGAGAAAAUGCUUGAUGACGACACUGUGAUCAAUGCUCUUUCGUCUUCCAAACAAACUUCAAGAAAAAUUGAACAAAAGCAGAUUGAAACCAAAAAGACAGAAAAAGACAUUGAUACUAAGAGAAAUCUUUAUAGACCAGUGGCAGAAAAUGGAAGCACUUUAUUCUUUGCCAUUUGCGAACUUCCUAACAUUGAUCCAAUGUACCAAUAUAGUUUGAGUUGGUAUCAAGAACUCUUUACUCAAUGCAUUAAUGAGCUUCCACAUGAAGAGAAUAGAUCCAUCACACAAAAGAUUGAUCAACUGAAGGAUUACUUUACUUAUCAAAUGUAUACCAAGGUCUGCAGAUCCUUAUUCCAAAAGGAUAAGCUGUUAUUCUCAUUACUAUUGUGUAUUCAAUUAAUGAAAAAGAAGGGACACAUGGAUAACGAAGAGUUGAAAUUCCUCCUCACUGGUACCAGCUCCGUUGUCAACCAUGAAGAAGAUGAAAACAAGAAACUACCUGAUUGGAUCACUCAAAACAUGUACAAUGAAUUGUGUCAAAUUGAUGGCAUGUCUCCUCCCUUCCAACACUUUAAGAAAGAAUUCUUUGAUCAUUUACCUAAAUGGAAGAAGAUUUAUGACUCUCAAAAACCACAAGAAGAACCUUAUCCUGAUCGGUGGGACAAAUUGACUCAAUUCCAGAAAAUGAUGGUGUUGAGAGUUUUGAGACCUGACAAGCUCAGUCCAGCAGUAGAAUCAUUUGUUGAAAAGAAUAUGGAUAAGCGUUAUAUUGAACCAGUUCAAUUUAAUUUACGAGUCUCCUAUCAAGAUUCAUCUCCAACCAAGCCACUCGUGUUUAUUCUUUCUCCUGGUGUUGACCCAAUGGAACAAUUACGUAAAUUUGCAGAUCAAGAAAAUGUUACUCUCAAGAGCUUGUCUCUUGGUCAAGGCCAAGAAGAUUUUGCUACUGAAAUGAUCAAUCAAGGAACUAUCCAGGGUAAUUGGGUUGUAUUACAGAACUGUCACGUACUUCUUUCAUGGAUGCCCAAACUCGAAAAGAUUAUUGAUGAAUUGGCAAGAAAUGAAAGCAAGAUUGCAACCACUUUUAGGUUAUGGCUGACAAGUAUGCCAAGCGAGAAAUUCCCAGUGACCAUUCUCCAAAGAGGUGUAAAAAUUACCAACGAACCACCACGUGGUUUGAAAGCCAAUUUAUUGCAAUCAUGGAAUGCUGAUCCAAUUACUGAUGCUAAAUUCUUUACUACUUCCAAGAAGAGUCGAGAAUUCAAAAAGCUUUUAUUCGGUUUGACAUUUUUCCAUGCCCUAGUUCAAGAACGAAGAAAAUUUGGUGCUUUAGGAUGGAAUAUUAGCUACGAAUUCAAUGAUUCUGAUUUGAAUAUUUCAUUGAGGCAACUACAAAUGUUUUUGAACAGCAAGGAUGCAAAUAUUCCUUUCAAAGCUCUCACCUAUCUCACAGGUGAAUGCAACUAUGGAGGCAGAGUCACCGAUGAUCACGAUCGAAGAACCUUGAUGGCCAUUCUCUCUGAUUUUUACAAUGAAGAAAUUUUAGAAGACGGCUACAAAUUGUCACCUUCAGGAAUUUACACAGUUCCAAGUGGAGAUAAGAAGCAUAAUGAAUAUAUUCAAUUCCUUGAAAAGUUGCCAUCAUGGGAAAAUCCAGAAGUAUUUGGCUUGCACGACAAUGCCACCAUUAGUAAGGAUCAAACAGAAGCUAUGAACAUGUUCGACGCUCUUCUCUCAACUCAACAAAACAAUGCCUCUGAAGAGAAUGAAGACGAAGAUGGAAGAGAAACAUCGCAUGAAGCUGAUGCAUUGUACGAAUUGGCUGGAGACAUUCUUUCCAAGUUACCAGAAAACUUCCAAAUUGAAGGCGAAUCAGGAGCUGAAAACAAGUUUAAAGUCGAUUAUCAUGAAAGUAUGAAUACUGUCUUUGUGCAAGAAUUGAUUCGAUUUAACCGAUUGCUCAAUGUCAUUCGACAUUCACUCAAACAGUUACAAUUGGCAUUGAAAGGUCUCGUUGUGAUGAGUAGUGACUUGGAACAACUCAGUUUUUCACUUUCGAAUGGUAAAUUACCAAAAUUAUGGGCUAAAGUCAGUUAUCCAUCGAGAAAACCUCUUCGUACCUAUAUUCAAGAUCUUUUGAAGAGAAUUGAAUUUUUCAGACAUUGGUUCGAUCAUGGAAAACCAAAUGUGUAUUGGUUGAGUGGUUUCUUCUUUACUCAAUCAUUCUUGACAGGUAUCAAACAAAAUUAUGCAAGAAAACACAAGAUUGCUAUUGAUCAAAUUGAGUUUGAAUUUGAAGUAUUGAAUAAGCAUUUUGACCCUAAUACUGCUCAUGAAUUAUCAGAACCAGAAUCUGGAUGUUAUGUCUAUGGAUUGUAUUUGGAAGGAGCUGCAUGGGACAUGCAAAAAGGAACACUGACAGAUCCAAGACCUAAACAACUCUUUGAUGAAAUGCCACUGAUUUGGUUCAAACCUGUGAAUGUGGCUGCAAGUGAAAAUCAAUCAGAGAAUGGUACCAAUGUCAAUUCUUCUCAUUACGUGUGUCCAUUGUACAAGACGAGUGAAAGAAGAGGUGUUCUCUCGACGACAGGUCACUCGACCAACUUUGUCAUGAGUAUCAAGUUACCAAUGAGUGAUGACACCAAUGAAAAGUAUUGGAUCAAGAGAGGAUGUGCCUUGUUGUGUCAACUUGAUUAA